AUGUCCAGUGUGCUUGAAGCGCGCAGGGAGGACAGCGACCAUGUGCUCGAAGAUGCCGCCCCGCCCUCGACUGGCAAGACCAAGAAGUCUGUCCGCAUUCUCUCGCCCACUACUACGAUUCCACCGCCCAUCUUUGACGACUCAGAUGCGACCUUGAACGAGCUUAUGGCCCGGCGAUCGAGCCAAGGUCGGCCUGCAAGCCCACCGCCUCCCGUAACACCCGCCGGCUUUGUCAACAACUCUGUCACAGCGGGCGAAGCCAAUGCCCAAGUUGUCGGGAAAGACGCCAUGGCAAUAGCGGACGCGUCCCCAAACCCGAGAUCAACCUUUGGCGAGCCGCUGGCGAUGCAAUCGCCGGGUAACGUACCAGCGAAUCCAUUCUCGAGAACACUGGCCUCGUUAGAACCCCAAGACAAAGAGAGCGAGGAGGAGCGGACGAACACGGGAAGACCGAUGCUAGGCAACAGCAGAGCUUCCUUGGAUGUGGAGAGCUUCAAGAACCUACUCCUGACCGGAAAGGCUACUCCGCGACCAUCCGGUCCGCCUCAGCAGUCUACGAGCGCAUCACAACCCGUCGCAGGCGCGCAAUUCGAGACCAGUAGUAGCACGGAUACCUCCUCAGUCUCCCGGCAAUCGCUAUUCGAGCCCAUACAAGAAUCCCACGCUGACUCGCCACGUACAUCGGUCGAUAUGGCUGACUCGGAAGAGGACGAGAGCAUGGGGCUAGUCUCCGAGGUGAAGAAGGGCAAAAAGAAGCCCCCACCUGCCCCCAAGCAUCGACACGGAAAGCUCGUUACGCAGAGACAGCCACAGACAGUGUCCUUCGAGAGCUUUGCAGCCACAGAGCCAACACCACCGCCGGCUAUCAGACGGACAGACAGUUCGGAUACAAACAAGCCGCUCCCCCCAACUCCCGUUGCUGCGCCGCAGUCAUCCCAUAUCAGCACGCAAGAUACCACCCCGCUACAAUCCCAACCAACCCCACCAGCACAAGACCUGCCUUCACCGCCUUCGGAAGGCACAAAUAGACAAAAGAAGGCACCUCCGCCCGUGCCAUUGGCCCAAAGCCGACGGACGAGCACGGAGUACCGCCGUACAAGCACAGAGCACAGACGGACGAGCGUAGCCAGCGAAAGCUCAUUGAGAAGGGAAUACGCACCUGCAGACGAGAAAGGUGGGAACGAAUAUGCUUUAUACUCGCCAAUGGAAGAGAGCGAGAAGAAGCUGGGUCUCGAUGAAAAUCUGACUGGUGGGAAGGAGGGCGAGGGAAGGAGCGACUCAAGUAACAUCCUCGACGAUAUGGAAAAGUUCCAACGCGAGAUCGACGAGUUGAGGACGAAGUAUAAACAAACGGGAUAG
This is a messenger RNA of Alternaria novae-zelandiae, 1359 nucleotides long. RefSeq lists its product as uncharacterized. The record is from RefSeq and is a predicted model, not a curated record. Lineage: Eukaryota; Fungi; Ascomycota; Dothideomycetes; Pleosporales; Pleosporaceae. The transcript is spliced from 4 exons. The coding region runs from base 1 to 1359 and encodes 452 amino acids.